GCAGGAGACAGACGGACAGACGGACAAAGACGCUGCGCCCAGGCCUCGCCAUCCAUCGUGGGCAGCCCCCUGCCUCAGAUGACGUCAUCACACGCCAUGAGAAUCAACCCCCUGCCUCAGCUGGCCCUGCUCUUCACGUUACUGUUUCCGGGGACCCAGGCCCUUCUGGCUCCGACCACACAGGACGCCAGCUCCGCCCUCAACCUGACCUUCGACCCCUGGACCCGGAUGCUGACCUGGGCCUGCGACGCCACCGCGGGAAACGUCACGGUGACGUCAUGCACCGUGACCGCGCGGGAGGCGGGGAUACUGCGGCGAGUCCAGCCCCAGGGUUGCCGCUGCUGGUUCAGGAAGAUGAUGGCUUUGCACCGCGGUGUCACGCUGGAUGUCAACGGCACGGUCGGAGGCGCGCCUGCGCACUGGAGGCUGAGCUUCGUCAACGCAGGCGCGGCGGGCUCGGGGGCGGAGAACCUGACCUGCGAGAUCCGCGCAGCGCGCUUCCUGUCCUGCGCGUGGCGGGCGGGGCCAGCGGCACCCGCGGACGUCCGGUACUCGCUGCGCGUCCUCAACUCCACGGGUCAUGACGUCGCGCGAUGCUUCGCCCACCCCGACCCUGGCGAUGGCGUCAUCACACGGUGCAUUGCGGACGACUUGUCGCUGUUGGGGAGCGAGGCCUACCUGGUCGUGACCGGUCGGAGCCAUGCGGGGCCAGUGCGGUUCCUGGACGCAGUGGAGGACACAAAGGCGCUCGAGCGGCUCGGUCCCCCACGUGACGUCACCGCGUCCUGUAACUCCUCCCACUGUGCCGUCACGUGGGCCCCGCCCACGACCUGGGCGCCCUUGACAGCCAGGGACUUCCAGUUUGAGGUCGAGUGGCAGAGCGCCGAGCCAGGAAGCACGCCCCGGAAGGUGCUUGUUGUGGAGGAGACCCGCCUCGCCUUCCCCAGCCCCACCCCCCGCGGAGGUCACGGGGUCAGGGUGCGCGCGGGCGACACCCGGUUGAAGCACUGGGGCGAAUGGAGCCCCGCCCAUCUGCUCGAGGCUGAGGACGCGCGGGUGCCCAGCGCGGUCGUGUUUGCAGUGACCGCCUGCGCGGUCCUACUGUGCGCGCUGGCGCUCGGGGUGACGUGCAUAAGGUUCGAAGUGACGCGCCGACUCUUCCCGCCCAUCCCCGGGAUCAGGGACAAGGUGUCCGACAAUGUGCGAGUGAACCCUGAGACCCUCAGGAAGGACCUCUUGCAGCCCUAGACGUCCCGCCACUGACGUGACUGAUAGAAGGGACUUAAACUUCAUGACAUCAACUGACGCGACGCUGAUAAAUGUCAUCGCGAAUGCUCCCCCCGCCGCCUCCCCACACGCGUCUGGCGUGACUGGACGGCUGGGGUCCUGUCCAUCAAUCAUUAAAGUGGGCGUGUCUGGUUUCAUCCUGUCAAUCACCCUGGAAGGGCGAGUUUAACAACAUUGUUGUCAGCGUGACAUCACAGUCCCACCAAAUUCCCCUCCCUCUGUAGCCCCGCCCGCCCUGACAGGAAGCUCAGGUGACUGGGAAGCCGCCACUGUCAAUCAAGGCCGCUGCCAGAAGUGCCCACCCCCUCACUUGGCAAAACAUCAGUACUCACAGCCAUCCUCCCUCCUGCCUCAGUUCCAGGGAUGGCAGGGACAGCGUGCAGAUCCCCACCUUAAUACUUUCCUCAGUCCUUAACUAACCCUAGCCCUUAAUAUUUUACCUAUACCGUAACAGCCAGCAGGUUUGCCCUCUGAGCCAUCGUACGUGCAACAAUGUACGCACAUACACAAAAUAAAUCCUUGAGAGAAAGGAAGAAAUCAAACAUAAGCCCACUAGAUGACAAGUGACAGCACCCACAGCUGAAAUAUCACAUGCACGCACAGACAGACACAGACACACACUGUCAUAAAAUCCAACGUGCCAUCAUGAUCAAAGUUCUGUAGUCAAUAGUCCUAGAAGAAACAUAUGUCGGUAAAAUAAAAGCCAGAACCUUUUCUGCUUUGUUUUAUUUUGCCUCAAGAUAAGGUUUCUCUCGGUGUAGCCCAGCAGCCUUGCCUGGAACUUGCUCUGCAGGCUUGGGUAGCCUCAACCUCACAGAGGUCCUCUCUGCCUACCUGCUUCUUGCCACCCACACAGCCGGGCAGAAGCUAGAAUAUUUUUUUCUUCUCAUUUAUUUAUUU
This is a messenger RNA of Mus pahari (shrew mouse), 2187 nucleotides long. Its product is annotated as granulocyte-macrophage colony-stimulating factor receptor subunit alpha. Gene Ontology annotation, cellular component: external side of plasma membrane; membrane. Bases 79 to 1248 code for a protein of 389 amino acids. Gene Ontology annotation, biological process: immunoglobulin mediated immune response; cytokine-mediated signaling pathway. Gene Ontology annotation, molecular function: protein binding; cytokine receptor activity. NCBI's taxonomy places the organism in Eukaryota, Metazoa, Chordata, Mammalia, Rodentia, Muridae. The record is from RefSeq and is a predicted model, not a curated record. The transcript is spliced from 12 exons.